UAUCUCUCUAUCUUCAGUCUUUCCUUGUAUCUGCGAGAUUAGUUUGCGUACCUAAAAGGCGCACGUUAGCGAUGGACGUCAUGUCCCAUUCUUCGGCCUUCCUUUUGCCCACAAUCCCGCCCGACCACCGCCCCGCUCUAACGUACGCGCUUGUCGUGCUUAACCAACGCAUCCCGAAAUUUACUCCCUUGCUCUGGGAGCACGCACAACUCUGUCUCUGUGCUGAUGGAGGCGCGAACCGCUUGUACGAUGAAAUGCCUCUGCUCUUUCCUCGCGAGGACGCCAUCCAUGUUCGAAACAGGUACAAGCCGGAUGUUAUCAAAGGUGACAUGGAUUCAAUUCGAACAGAAGUACUGGACUUUUAUGCAAACCUGGGAACCGAGACAUUGGAUGAAUCUCAGGACCAGGACACAACAGAUCUACACAAGUGUGUAGCAUAUUUGCGUGAUUUCACACCAGACAUUGAUAAGUCAAAUUUAUGCAUUCUUGUCGCCGGAGCACUUGGUGGGCGGUUUGACCACGAGAUUGGAAACAUCAACGUUCUUUGCCGCUUUUCAAGCAUGCGAAUAAUUCUUUUAUCUGAUGAUUGUCUCAUUCACCUUCUUCCAAAAACUCAUCAUCAUGAGAUCCAUAUCCAGUCCUCUGUUGAGGGUCCGCAUUGUGGACUCAUUCCUAUUGGUAUGCCAUCUGGAAGCACUACAACCACUGGACUCCAGUGGGAUCUAAUUGACAAGGAGAUGAAGUUUGGUGGUUUAGUAAGCACAUCAAAUAUUGUAAAAGAAGAAAAAAUAACAGUGCGAUCCGAUUCGGAUCUUCUUUGGACGAUCUCUAUUAAGAAGUCAUAAUCGAUAUUGCUUUUGAGAGUGGCGCACACGCACUAGUUUUCACAAUUUCUUAUAACUUGAAAAUUGUCAGGAUCACCUUUAAAUUAUUGAAGUUAAGGUGAAUGUCUGCAGGUAGUAUCCUGAACUCUUGUUGGAUUUUGGUAUUUAUAAGUAAUUUGGGGAUUU
Molecule: messenger RNA, 1010 nt
Organism: Juglans microcarpa x Juglans regia
Lineage: Eukaryota; Viridiplantae; Streptophyta; Magnoliopsida; Fagales; Juglandaceae
Product: thiamine pyrophosphokinase 1
Exons: 6
Coding region: 72-845 (257 amino acids)
Biological process (GO): thiamine diphosphate biosynthetic process; thiamine metabolic process
Molecular function (GO): thiamine diphosphokinase activity; ATP binding; thiamine binding
Source: RefSeq, a predicted model, not a curated record